Messenger RNA from Symbiodinium sp. CCMP2592, 885 nucleotides. The record is from the annotation of a GenBank genome assembly. NCBI's taxonomy places the organism in Eukaryota, Dinophyceae, Suessiales, Symbiodiniaceae.
AUGCAUGGCCUGCAUGGCGCGCAACCACUGCCGGAAUGGCGAAUGCCUCGGAGGACGCAGGCGCGCGACCUGAAGGUCUACUGCGUCAGGCCGAUGACUUCGAUGCUUGAACUGCGAGCUUCGAGGUCGAAAGCCUCUUUCUGGAGCUUGCUGCGAAAGCGGAGUCGGCGCCGGCAAAGUCCUCGGGAAACGCCCGGAAGGUCAGCUUUCCCGCUGGUGAUCAUGAGGCAUGUGCGAAUCCGGACACCCUUGGACUUCCUCGAUGAUGCCGCGCGCCUCGACCCGUACCAAGUGCUGAACAUCUCCUUCCUCUCCGGGCGCCGGAGCAUCCGCCAAGCCUACGCCCGGCUGUGCAAGCAGCACCAUCCAGACUUGAACGGAGGGCAAGAAAGCCUCGACUGGAUGAUGAUUCGACGCGCCUACCGGAUCCUCACAGAUCCCGAAGAACGGAUCGCCUAUGACUCCGCACGGAUCACCCGCAAUGCUCUGAGCGCGACGGAGGGUGUGGUGGCCUUCUCCGUGGCAGCGGCGCAGCAGCUGGGCUCUGUCGUCUCGGACGUGGCCCAGGCGGCCGGAAGCUUCACCAGCAAGCUGAUGGGCCUUGGCGUCUUCCUCGCUCAGGAGUCUCAGGUUUGGGCCGAGAGGGGAAGCCAGGGCCUGGAAACCUUGAAGGCCUUCGUCGAUGAUGGCGGAGGCCGCCGCGGCUGUGGCGGCAGCAGUGGCGAAGGCGAAGAGAAGAGCGUGAAGGACUUCAAGCAGGCGUGGGCCGAGAAGCGUGCCCUGGCCACCAAGAGCUUGGAGGAGCUGAGACAGGCCAGGAAGGACCUCGAGGAGGCCUUGGCGAAGGAGCGUGAGGAGCAGGAGCUCGAGGACUCGGAGAACUGA